AUACUCGUCGCACGGGUGCUUCCGAGUCCCAUUCGUGUGUCUUGGUACGAGAAACGCUUGCUCUCGUAGUCCUGCGACAGUUGGUUGCGAUUACGACAGCUGGUAUCCGUGCGACAUGGCUGAGCACUGGGCUGUAACCUACCAGAUAGCAGGAGAGGAGGCGCACGGACUCAAUUACGUAGAAUUCACCACUAGCACAAGAACACUGCACGCAGCACAGCUUGCACAAAAACUACCGCCACCCCCAGAAAACGCGACUUGGCAUCUCGCGCUGGUCUCGAACGACGCCGGAGACGCGAGGGCGCUCGCACCGACCGACGAACUGUUCUGGUCGCCGGAGCCCCUGCGUGUCGUCGUGGCCGCUGUCGCGCCCGCGGGCAACGGAGGCGACGACGACGACCGCGCUCUGCCCCCGCCACCGACGACGUCUUCGCCGCAAAAGAACCGGCGAGCGUCGCGGUGGCUCGCCAAGGGCAUAAGCGCGGCCAAGAGCGCGACGGCCGCGGCGGCACGAGUCGUCGACGCGGCCGCCGCGGCGACGGGCGGGACCUUAACUGUCGGUACGCGCAAGGUGCGCGUCGGAGCUCUGCUUGACGACUCGACGCGACGACGGACCUUCGUCGCACGCGACGUCAAGGCUGCAGAGGAGUUCUCCCUUACGUUAGUCGUGUGCGAUGGCAAGGACGCACUGCGCGACGUGCGACGGGAGGUGGAGCUGCUAGCGGCGGUCGGGCGCGAGUGCCGGCACUGUCCGAUCCUUGUUGGGCAGAGCAUACAGAGGGAUGGUCCAAAGAUCAGCGUCGCGCUGCUCGGCCGCCCAUUCGUCGCGCUAGCGACGGAACGCCUGCCGGGGGCCAGGAUACCUGUCGUGCUACGGGGCGUCGCGGCGGCGCUCGCACACAUGCAUAGCCGGGACGUGGCCCUCGGCGACGUCGGCCCGCGCUCGGUAGGCCUCAACCGCGACGGCGAGGCGCUGCUCGCCGACUUCUCGUGCGCGCGCUCGCCGUGCGCCCACGACACGGCCACGCGCGAGGCGUGCAUGGCACUCGCCGCGACGCUCGUCGACGCGAAGAACCGCCAGUGCCAGGCGCCCGAGGUCGCGUCGUUGAAGCCUGGGGGUCCGCCGGUAGACGCGAGGGCCGACGUGUACGCGUUCGGGAGCUGGGCGCAUCUUGUGGCGACGGGCGCGCCGCCGCGGAACGGCGUCGACAGCGCUCUCCCGGGUCGCCUCGCCGCACUACUCCGGGAGGCGCUCGCGUCGGACGUCGACGCCCGGCCCGACGCGGCGACGCUUCUCGCGAAGUGCCAGUUGCUGUAAUGUAUGUGUCUAG
This is a messenger RNA of Pelagomonas calceolata, 1331 nucleotides long. NCBI's taxonomy places the organism in Eukaryota, Pelagophyceae, Pelagomonadales, Pelagomonadaceae. The record is from the annotation of a GenBank genome assembly.